Ceratina calcarata is the source of this 3858-nucleotide messenger RNA. It is a transcript of the gene FucTA, whose product is annotated as glycoprotein 3-alpha-L-fucosyltransferase A. Gene Ontology annotation, cellular component: membrane. Lineage: Eukaryota; Metazoa; Arthropoda; Insecta; Hymenoptera; Apidae. Gene Ontology annotation, molecular function: fucosyltransferase activity. Bases 947 to 2434 code for a protein of 495 amino acids. The transcript has 8 exons. The record is from RefSeq and is a predicted model, not a curated record.
UUAUGACUUUUUAUUUUUUAUGACUAACUGAUAUUUUGUGUUCGUUUUAUUAGUUUAUUUGAAUUUUAUACUAAAUUUGACCAAAACGAUUCUGUGGUUGAUGCUUAGAAUUUCGGUACAUUCUUCGUUUUGCCAUUUCCAAAAAAUGUAUUCUUAUUUUAUUACUAUUUUUACUAAUAAACAAUUUUGUAAUAAAUCAUUUAAAAAAAUUUUCGUUCGCUCCUAUAUUACAGACUGACCCUUGUACAGAAUUAUUUUUUUAAUCAAUAUCUUCCAGGGUCGUCAAUCGAUUAUUUAGUUUGUACUCCCGAUUGAUUUCGAUCGCGUGGACUGGCGAGUGGUACCAGGACACGCUCAGCGAUUAAGUUUGAGGGGAAGGUCCAGAGUUUCGAGCGUGAAAAUUUACCGGAAGCGCAAUCAAGGGCGCAGACGCGGCUCUUAUAGAUUUUCCUGUUGGUAGCUCGGUGUUCGUACGAUAUGGACACAACAGCUCCUGGGGGGUUGCUAGUACACGAUGAGGGUGGCGGUUCGCCCGACGUGUAGCAUCCACGGAAGGGAAAAGGAACUGCGCACAGUAGUCGGAGGUGGUGGAAUCGGAGGUGGAGGAAGAGCAGGAAAAAGAGGUAGAGGUAGGAGGAUAUAGCGAGAGGACAGAAGCGACGGGCUAGGCCAACCGUCUACACCGUGAACUGCCCGAUCCGGAAUGAAUAAUCUCGCGUAUAGGUGGUGCCCGACGUGAAGGAUUUGGACAUGUGACCAAGGGUGGGUGCAUCGUCGGGAUGCAUCUUCGUGGUGCAUUGUUGUACUCGUACUUACGCGGUUAAACACGUGGUCCCGUCCUCCGAUGCAUUUCCUGAAUGAUAGCAUAGCUGAAUGGACACGGUAGCUGAGGCGCGGCGCGACGUAUGGAUAGGUAAAACUUUUUGACGAACAGGAAACGUGCGGCAUGGGUCUGUCGCGUCCCUCCCUGAAGGGAUACUUUUUCUACAUUUUGUGCCUGUGCGGUCUGCUCUUGGUCGUCCUGUACCUACGGCAGGACGAAAUAUGGCAUCGUAUGCGAGUCAGACCCCACCUAAACAUGCCCCACCGCGAGCUCCACAUCCAGGUAAAAAAGAAAUUCCCUGAUUUGCCUGAAAAAUUCUAUUGGCGUGACAUAUCGAAUUGGCCUGAAAAAUCGAAGAAACCGACAAUGCAAGUUUUGCAGACUCGGGAAAAACCGAAGAAAAAGAUUCUGUCCGAGGUAUCCAACCUAACUGGCACGACUCUGAAACGCAACAGUUUAGAAUUUACGGAUCCAUCGAAAAGGCCUUGGUAUAUGAAAGGAGGGACCAGGAGGCCGUAUCCUGCCAUAAAAUCGCAUCGCACCGGUCGAAGACUGGCGCGAUUAUGGCCCGACGAAGACGCUUAUGACGAUCGUGUUACUAAUCAACUAAUGUAUGUGCCUACCGAUUACAACAAAACCAGCGCCGAGCAACGGUUGAAAAAAAUAAUGGUCCCCCACGGUAUGUCCGAAGCGAAAGUGGGUCCAGAUAUAUUUAUUCAGCAUCGAUGCCCAGUAAACACUUGCACGAUUGUUAGAGACAACCCGGAAGAUGCUGACUUGGUCCUUUUUAAAGACUACGUAACGCACGUGGGCAGAAGAAAUCCAAAUCAACAGGUGUGGAUGCUGUAUUUUUUAGAAUGCCCUUAUCACACGCAAAGCGUGAAGAAUGCUAUUAUUAAUUGGACGGCCACUUAUCGACGCGAUAGCGAUAUAGUUGCGCCCUACGAAAGAUGGCAAUAUUACGAUGCCAGCAUUACACAGAUACCACAAACGUUUAACUACGCGGCUAACAAGACUAAAAAGGUAGCAUGGUUCGUCUCUAACUGUCAUCCACGAAACCAACGUAUGCAUUAUGCUAGAGAAUUGUCGAAAUACAUUCAAGUGGACAUUUACGGUACUUGCGGAACUUUGCGGUGCCCACGCUCACAGUCCCAGGCGUGUUUCGAUAUGCUCGACGAAGAUUACAAGUUUUAUCUCGCUUUCGAGAAUUCCAAUUGCAAGGAUUACAUCACAGAGAAGUUCUUCGUCAAUGGGCUCAGGCACAACGUUCUGCCGAUCGUAAUGGGUGCGCACCCUGCGGACUACGCUCGGAGUUCGCCUUAUCGGUCGUACAUUCACGUGGACGAGUUCGAAUCUCCGAAGGAGCUCGCUGAGUAUCUUCACCGUUUGGACCACGACGAUGAAUUGUACAACUCGUACUUCCGGUGGAAGGGUACCGGCGAAUUCAUAAAUACGUACUUCUGGUGUCGCGUGUGCGCCAUGCUGCACGACGACCGUCCGUCGAAAUUUUACAAAGACGUGAACGAGUGGUGGAGAGGCGACGGGAUAUGCACGACGACCUCGUGGCGUGAACACGAUUUGGUCCGUCGAUCGGCCAACUCGGACACUUGAACCAGUUCUCCGUGAAAAAAGGAGAGAGAGACUUCAAUUCGAGUGGGAAACGACGACGCGGUGCGUCCGAGUUCAUUUGAAUACGCUUUCGUCGAUAGAAUCGUUCGGACUUCCAAAGGUGCGUGAAAAAAAAACGUUACGUUAUGGACUUGAGUAAUGACACGGUUACUGGUUACUCUGCCGAGUUUCGUUGACCUUUUAAUUAAUUUGUGUGUUGCGACACGACUAUCCGUGGACUUCUAGGAACCAAGACUCGAUUUAACAAUUAUAGUAAAGAGCGGAUAGUCUUAUUAUUAAUCGAUGAAAAGACUGCCGACUACGAAUUUGACAAAAACGGUUAGGGAUAUUCGAAUUUGUAUUUUUCGAUCUACGACACGGUGACUUUUACACAUCAAUUGAAUAACGGAAUCUCCCCACUUUAGAUAAAUGAAAAUAACCGCUUGCGUUUAGUAUAAUUAAAUACUUGUCUUCUUUCCUUGAAAGCGGCGGUAAUAAAUUGGUGUUUCAUUAAAUAAUUUGAGUACUAAAAUAUUAGGAAGAAAAUUCUUCUUGGAUUAUUCGAAACAAUCAGUCGUUUGAAACUUUAGUGAUCACCAAAUCUAAAGUUUCUUCUUUUCUUUUGCAAACACCAGUUACGCACAGUGCAGAUAGUUUUAGCGUAUCACCAAUUGCGAAUUUCUAUCGACGUUCCUCCGAUAUUUAUACAAACAGGAUUAUUUUUGUUUUCUUAUUGUUUCAAUAUUCCAGUCAGGAAUUUGCACAACGGUACUCUCGUAAAAAUGUAUGUAUUAUUACGAUUGCGGUAAUUUAACUAGACAAGGUGUUUUAUACAGUUAUUAAUAAAUAACGAGCAUUGACAUUAGUUAGCUAGAAAUUAAACACGUGUUUGCUAAUCGUGAGAUCGUUCACGGACAAAUAUACAAACAGAAAUGUGCGUCGCAUCAGCAUUCAAGAAACCAGUGUACUUCGCAUAAUUUUCGAACGUCGUACAAUGCUUGAUGUCCUAUACACGUUGCAUGUAAAGUAUCAAGAACUUGGAACUUGUCACUGUCAGACAUAAAAAGAUGAUACCGCGUGGCAUCGUAUCGAGGCAUGAAAUUUUUUACAACGCGUCAAACAAGGAGAGAACCGUAUAAAUCAAUGAAAUCUAAUUUCCAUACAGAAUGCUUGUAAAAAAAGUAUGUGGAUAUUGUACAGAGUUUGUUCUCAAUGAUUUACCAACGAACUUCAACAAGGUUCAUUAACUUUAAUUUUUAGAAAUUCGUGCUUUGUUGGGUUUUGUGGCAGUGACGUUAUUGUUGUUUGUCGUACGCAUAUAAAAGAAAAGGAAUUCAGUGUAUGAUAGCAUAUAAUGUUCCUGGUGUACUUCAACAAUGUGAAUUUUAUCUGUGUCCACUAUUCGAAUAAAUAUUCAUGUGGGCGUA